AUGGAGAAAGCAUCGCAAGCAUCCACCGUUCACGAAGAACAGCACGAGAGCCCAAAGUUCGGGCUGGUCGACAAGGACCCCUCGCGGCAUGAGGUCCACCCCGUCGUCGAGGAGGUUGCGCUUGAGCGCAACUUUUCGUUCCUCUCGAGUUUGGGUCUGGCAUUCACCCUGCUUAACAGUUGGACAGCCAUGUCUGGAUCCCUUGGUCUUGUGCUUCCGUCGGGCGGAAGCGUGUCCAUGAUCUGGGGUCUUCUGACAUCGGCAGUCGGGACGCUGUUGAUGGUCCUCCCGCUCGCUGAGAUUUGUCACUCGUAUCCCAUGAGCGGCGGGCAGUACGACUGGGCCUACAUUCUCGCUCCAAAGCGCUACAAGGUCGGUCUUUCGUUCUUCACGGGUUGGAUGGCGACUGCUGGAUGGAUCGCCCUUGCCGCGACGGCCGCUGCCCUCGGCGCCCAACUCAUUACCGGUAUCAUCAACCUUUGGCACCCAGAUUACACCGCCAAGCCGUGGCAGCAGUUCCUCAUCUACCUCGCAAUUGUGAUUCAAGCGUUCCUGCUCAACAUCUUUAGCGUUCGUGCGCUUCCUCACAUUGACCGGUUCGCGGGCUUGUGGAGCAUGUGUGGUAUUGUCAUCGUCGUGAUUGUCUGCCUUGUAUGCGCGCGCGGCAACUACCAGCCCCCAAAGGAGGUGUUUGCGCAGUGGAACAACGAGACUGGCUGGCCCGACGGAAUGGCGUUCAUCCUCGGUCUCCUGCAGUCCGUCUUCGGCCUUACAGGUUUCGACGCCGCUACGCACAUGAUUGAAGAGAUGCCGAGCCCCGCGACGACCGCGCCGCGCGUCAUGGUCUCCGCCGUCCUCAUGGGCGCCGGGACCAGUUGGAUCUUUAUGAUCGUCCUCCUCUUCUGCCUCAGCAGCUUCAAGGGCGUCCUCGAGGCUACUUCGACUGGACCCCUCCUCGAGAUCUACUACCAGGCAACGCGGAGCAAGGUCGGCGCAACCUGUCUCAUCAUGUUCAACCUCAUGGCAUUUGUGUUUGUGCAGCAAGUACUCAUCACCAUCUCGAGCCGUAUGCUCCUCGCUAUUGCUCGCGACCGCGGCAUGGGCCACGCCUCUCGCUUCCUCGCACCGGUUCACCCGCGCCUCAAGGUCCCUGUGCAGAGCAUCUGCUUCUGUACCUUCUGGGUCGUUGUUUUCGGACUCAUCAACCUCGGCUCGUCUAUUGCCAGCAACGCUAUCCUGUCGUCGUCGGUCGUACUCCUCCAGAUCUCGUACUUUGUUCCCAUCCUCCUUAUCCUCAUCCGUGGUCAGAAGGCAUUCGAUGGGUACAACCACAACGCGCAAUGGUCGUUGGGCAAGUUCCGCCGUCCGAUUUGUGUCGGAGCGCUCAUCUUCCUCUUAGUCACGUCCAUCACGUUCACGUUCCCGCCGUUCAUUCCCGUGGCGUCCGGCAGCACGAUGAACUGGGUCGUGCUCGUCAUCGGUAUCGUGUGGAUCAUGUGCGCGGCGACGUGGUUCAUCGACGCGCGCAAGAUGUUCGAGGGCCCAAGCGAGCUCGAGGAGCGUCUGGCCAUCUCGCACUCGUCGUAG
Molecule: messenger RNA, 1587 nt
Organism: Cutaneotrichosporon cavernicola
Lineage: Eukaryota; Fungi; Basidiomycota; Tremellomycetes; Trichosporonales; Trichosporonaceae
Exons: 6
Coding region: 1-1587 (528 amino acids)
Biological process (GO): transmembrane transport
Cellular component (GO): membrane
Molecular function (GO): transmembrane transporter activity
Source: RefSeq, a predicted model, not a curated record